CUUCGCUGUCUCGCGCUGCGGGCUCCAGCUUUUUGCUCUCGUCGUCGCGGACUGUGGCGCUAUUGACUCCGUGUCGUCCAGUUUUCGCUAGCGCCCCCGGUCCCGGUCGAUAACCUCGCACCUCAGCAGUUUCACCGCCGUUGUGUUUCGUCUCCACUGUUCGCGAUGAUUCGACAACAUAUGCCUCCGCAAGGCGUCUUAAACAUGAACGGCCCGCCUUUCAUCGCACCUCAGUCUCAGCCUGGCCAGCCACCCCAGGCCCAGCAACCGCACCCGUCGAUGCUGAACGCGAAUCCGCCGCCUCCGAUGGGUAUGCUCACAGGCGCGCAACCGAACGCGAAUGGGCCGAACCCUUACCAAGGCUUACAUAUGCAGGCGAAUCGUGUUCAGGCACCACCGCAUCGUAACCCGAUGAUGCACCCGAUGCAGGGGAUGAAUCCCGGCAUGGGCUCGAAUCAAUCGCUAGUAAACGGUUUGGGUCCCAGUCAGCUGCAGAAUAUCCCGUUCCCAAAUUCCAUUCCAGGCCCUAUACGCCGCGCUCCUUCGCAGCCGAAUAUGAUGAAUCAAGGAGGGGUACCAGGUCUACAUCCCGGGCAACCCGCGAUGGCUGGGAUGUCGAUGGCUGGGAUGUCUGGGAUCACCAAUAUGAACCUCCAACAACAGCAGCGCAUGCAACAGAUAAGGCAGCAACAGCAUCUCCAGCAACAGCCGCAGCAGCCUGGGCAAGGCCAGCCUCAGCUUCAAGCACCUGGCGGGCUGCCGUCCGACUAUAUGUUGGGCGGACGCCCCGGCGCCCAAGGUGGGGGUUUCCCGCCGGGUGCGCGGGCACAACUUAUGCCUGGCAUCCCACAACCGCCGAAUCUGCCGCAAUCUCAGCAAGGCGGUAUGCAGGGUCCCUUCACCAAUUCAAUGUCGAUGUCGCAGCAGCCGCAGCAGAUGGGCACUUCACCGCAUCCUGGUCAUACGAACGUAGCGCCCAACAUUGCGAAUGGCCUACCUGGAAGCAAUGGCAUGCCUCCUAACGGUGUUCAAAAUCGCCCCCGUAUAACACCAGAGCCUACUUUCGUGGGCUUUCAAAAUGGCCCAAUGGGUGGUAUGGGUCAGGGCGUACCUCGGAUGCCCGCGACGAAUGGCCAGUUCCCGUUUGGUCAUGCAUCUACUCCCCCGAAUGGUAUGGGCGACCUACAGCAGCCCAUGUCUUCAGGACGUUUGGGAACCCCGCGGCCCGGGAAUCAGCAGCCGCUCAUGCCUACACCUGCGCAAGCCCUCGAGAUAUCUCAAAACGGUGGCGAAAACAACUUCAACGUCACGAUGGGCAUGCCCCCACCAGCGGGCCCGGCACGACCGCCGUCACAACAGCGGCCACACCCCGGAUUCCAACUGCCACAACAACAGCCUCCUCAGCAGCAACCACAUCCACGCCAGCAGACGCCUUUGGCAGCGCAUACAUCUCCACGGCAACCCCAGCAAGGGCAGCAGCUGCAUGGUCAGCGGCCUCAGUCGCAACCUCAAGCACCUCAACGACAAUCUCCCCAACAGUCGCAGCAACCGCAUCAGCAACAACAGCAGAACCCUGUUCCGCAACCGCAGCCUCAGCCGGGGCCGUCGCGGACGCCGAGGAUGGCCCAGCCCCCACUCCCGCCAAAUAUGGCCGUGUCCAAUCGUGUGCCCCCGUUGGCUGCUCAGCAUCAGCAGCCUCAACAGGCGCAGCAAGGUCCUCCGAUGUCGUCAAAGCCUUCAACCCCUGCAGUCGGCCCCCAACAGCUUCCUGUUGCGCAGAACCCUCCGCAAGGGCCUUCCGUCCCUGUGAUGGGUCAGAUACCUACCACAGCUCCUCCUCGUCCACCGGCAACUGCUCAGCAAGGGCAAGCUCAAAGUCAGAGCCAGGAGUCAGGGCAUAAUCAGCAGGAGGGGCCGAAAAUUGAUUAUACGUUGCCCCGUGGCUGCCCUCAGUUCAUCCGAGAUGCCAGGUUCAUCGGGCUGGGGAUCGCUUUCAUGGAACGUUUCAAUGGGAACCUCACCACUAGAUUGCAUGAUAUGCAUUCACCGUUCUUCUGGAAAGACCUUAUUCACGCCUAUUUCUCGUCUACGGCUAUCUUCAAGUUCACGCUCUGGAAGGAUGGCCAGAAGAAGGAAGCGAAGCCAUUUGAGAUCGGCGUUCCGAUAUUGCCACGCUUCUUCCUGGUAACAGUGCAGUCUGGUGUUACCGCGAUUAAUUUCAGUCUCUCUGGCGCGACAGAGUUACGGGUUGCGGAUAACCCGAUGGUUUGCAAGGUGGAAAUUCCCCGCGCGGCCUGGACGUUCACAUACGCCAAUGGCUACACUGUCACACUCAAGGGCCCUUUGACCGCUCACAUGCGCAUUCACCCUGGUGCAUUUGACUACACGCGGAGGCAGCAACUUGUUCAGCCAGGUUACGCACUGCAGUUUGAACACUUCCAGUUCGAUGGAGAAAUUAUCGAGAAGUCACUGUCACUGAACAUCCUCGCGCCGCCCCGUACGUCUGAGUCUCCGAGCUCAGGUACGGGCCAGCUCGAAAACGAGGACGAGCGGAGAGACGAGCCUCGGAAUUACAUAGAGCACAUGUUCAUACCCGUUGAGCCCGUAAACGCGUUUGGCAUCCCGCAAGCUACCAUGCGGUGCCUGGAGCUCGCGGAAAGCGUCGCGCAGAUGGCGGAUUUGUUUCAGUACUCAAGAGAGAAGGGGUUGGGGCCUUUAGAAUCGUUGACCCACUUUGCGCAGAUGUUGCGAGAAAAUGGUGCUGGACAAGGUCCACCAUUGGUUGGCAACAAUAUGUUGAGCCAUCAUCUGCCUAACUACGCCAUGGGCGGACCUGGUGACAUGCAUCCAUCUGGUCUGCCAACAUCGUCGUCAUCCGCGCUAUACCAGGUGCCAACUGCAAAUGGUCAGCAUCCUGCGCCGCAACAGUCUCAGCCGGGCAACGCGACAAACGCAGAUGGUACCCCCAAACCAGGCAACGCUAUCCCAAAGACGCCACAAGCAUCGGGGUCGACGCCUGGGCCCUCCGCUGCAACACCGGCUGCUGCGCCGACACCUACUGCGGCCACAUUGACUCCGGUCACCACACCUGCAACGCUCAAGCGGAAAGCGGGAGCUGAAGUGGCAUCGCCGACCGUGAGCAGCCAAGACCCACCUUCAAAGCGAGCGGCGCGAAAGCGGACGCGGACACAAAAUGGGCCAUAGUGUUCGUUCUCUCCUUGGACUGUAUUUGUUGCUGGCUCGCUUCCAGUUCCUCUUUAUAAUCUUUCCGUGCUUUUGGAUCCGCAUUCGUAACUCAAUGAUACUUUACUCAGCAUAGCAUAGAUUGUAUUGUACUCAUACGCAAAGCGCUCUGUCGCUCCGAUGCAUAGGUUGGAAAGGCGUUCGCGAUGUCUCAACAGCCAUCUAGUAUUUAUCUCCUGUACACUGUACCUAGUAAUUGAUUCUGAGG
Molecule: messenger RNA, 3451 nt
Organism: Phanerochaete carnosa HHB-10118-sp
Lineage: Eukaryota; Fungi; Basidiomycota; Agaricomycetes; Polyporales; Phanerochaetaceae
Exons: 7
Coding region: 205-3204 (999 amino acids)
Biological process (GO): negative regulation of transcription by RNA polymerase II; positive regulation of transcription by RNA polymerase II
Cellular component (GO): transcription regulator complex; nucleus
Source: RefSeq, a predicted model, not a curated record